Molecule: messenger RNA, 831 nt
Organism: Liolophura sinensis
Lineage: Eukaryota; Metazoa; Mollusca; Polyplacophora; Chitonida; Chitonidae
Product: melatonin receptor type 1C-like
Exons: 3
Coding region: 1-831 (276 amino acids)
Biological process (GO): G protein-coupled receptor signaling pathway
Cellular component (GO): membrane
Molecular function (GO): G protein-coupled receptor activity
Source: RefSeq, a predicted model, not a curated record
AUGGCGUUCAACUUGGUGUCGGGGACCUUCGGCAACAUUUUGUUUAUUGUGUCUGUUAUCAAGACAAAGAAGCUGAGGACAAUCGGGAACGCGUUCCUGAUCAGCAUGGCAGUGUCUGACCUGGGUGUGGCGGCUUUUGUGACAGUGUCUGCUAUUACAGGUGCUCUGUACGGACGGGAAUCCUUCCUUCAAAAACCCAUCCCCUGUCACCUGAUCAUGAGUGUGGCCAUGGUAUCUUGCCUCGUCACAAUUGGCAGCAUUUUACUCGUCAGUUUUCACAGAUUCGUCAUUAUCUGCUUCUUCUGCAAGAGAGGUAAAAUCUUCACUAGAAAGUCCGCUGGCGUGAUGAUAGCUGUAACAUGGGUGUACGGCAUUACCUGUGACUUGCGCUAUGUCAUGAAAUGGGACAACGAUGGCCAUGGCUUCGACCCAAAACUGGAGCAGUGUUUCUAUGACCGCAAAGCAGACUCUUGGUUUUUAAAAAGUUUGUCUAUACUUACACUCGUGGUUAUCACAGUUUCCUAUUCGGGAAUAUUUCGCUUUGUCAAAAGACACAGACAUGCGAUGUGGAAGUCGGCGACCAAAGAGAGGCAGAACUCGAUCAGAUUAGCGUACACUUUAUUGCUGGUGGUCGUAGUGUUUUUCAUCUGCGCAAUGCCGUACGUCAUCGUCACGUUUAUAGACAAAGCGAAUCUUCUGCCACAGGGAGUUUACAUGUUUGUCAUGUUGUUACUGUUCACCGGAUCUGCCACAAACUGGAUUAUUUACGGCCUGACCAAUCAGCGGUUCCAGGACGCCUUCAAACGGACUUUGUGUCUGAGCAAAAACUGA